AUGCCAAUAUCAGUUUAUGCGCUGUAUUGCGUCAUUUUUGUAACGCCAAUAACUAUGAAAAAUGCUAGAAGACAUUUGAUAAACCUACAUUUUUGGUGAGUUCUGAACAAAUCAACUUAUUAAAAACUCUAUUUACAUGUUUUUCAUAGGACAAUGUUUUUUGAUUUGGUGUAUAAUCUGUUAAUCAUCCCAAUGUUGUUUCUUCCUACUUCGGCUAUUGUAGUAAUGGGCUACGGUUAUAAUUUCGGAAUAGCACCCAGGUUUUGUAUGUACUUUAUUCAAGCCAUUGUUUCUGGUAAGAAUUCUUAUAUUUUUACAUCAAAAAUAUUGUUGUUACAGUAAUAACUGCUGCAAUUAUUGGGUUGUUUGAAAAUCGUUUCUCAUCGAUUACAACGAAUCAAUUCAGACUGGAAAAUAAUUAUUUUAGAACAUUUCUAUACAUUUUCAAUUACUGUGUUGCUUGUCUUACAGUCAUUCCACCUUACCUCAAAUCAAUCGAUACCAAUUCAAUCCGAUUAGAGUUUCUCCAAAUAUUCCCAUGUCCACCUGAUGUUUUUUUCACGGACCGUUUAACUGUUGUCACUGAUGAUCCAACAUAUGCCACAAUUUUUAUGUCAGUUCAAACCAUAAUUUUAGUACCGCAGUCCGUAGUUUUUACACUAUAUACAACUUAUUUAUUAUUUUUUCGACCUAAUCAAUCAGUUUCUGAAGCAACACGAAAAAUGCAAAUCAAUUUUCUAAUUGCUGUUUGUUCUCAAUGUUUCAUACCUUUGGGUUUGUUGAUGUUUCCUGUAUUUUACGUUUGGUUCUCAACAUGGACAAAUUAUUAUAACGCAGGUAAUUUUUUUUCGAAAUCACCUGUUUUAUUUUAAAAAUCAAAAUAUCAGUAUUCAAUAAUCAAAUAUCAGUAAUGGUUAGUCUUCAUGGACUUUUAUCAACGUUGUGCCUUCUACUGAUUCAUAAACCGUAUCGUCAACAUUUUCUUUCCUUAUUCAGGAGUACACUUCAAUUACGAACUCGAACAAGUAACAUGCCAACUAGAAUGUUUAGACAAAAGUUAUGAAAAAUAUUAUCAGAUUCGAAACUCGAUCUAUUGUCGGGUGUGUGAUAUGAAAAUGUACUAGCCAAAUGUCAAGCAUCAUCCCAACCCAAAAUGACGCAGUGUAGAGAAAAGCUCAACCUGCUUCUGAUAUAUGUUUUAAUGUAUUCUUGAAACAUCAGGAAUACGGUAACGCCAGAUGUCAGAAGGAGGCAGCUGGAAAAUCGAAAUAAUUUCAAGUUCAUUUCCUGUUUAUGUUGACUAGAAAUGCAAAUUGUACCGAUUCCGAGUCAUUUUUUGCUUCUUCCCAAUAUCCAAUAAUUUUUACUCAUAUUAUCACUGUAAUUUCUGUACCUGUCUCAAUUUAUGCAUUUUAUUGUGUGAUUUAUGUUACACCAAUUAGUAUGCAAAAUGCUAAAAAACAUUUAUUGAACAUUCAUUUUUGGUAAAACCUUUUCAUAUUUGAACAUCUUUCUGAAUUGGUUUCAGGACCACAUCACUUGAUAUUAUUUUUAAUGUCCUGAUAAUACCGGUGGUAUUUCUACCAGCAAUAUCCAUCUCCAGUUUGGGUUACGGUUAUGAUAUUGGAAUAUCUGCUAGAUAUCAGAUAUAUUUGAUUCAAUCAUUUGUUUGUGGUAAGAAAUCAACUGCCUGAGGUUAAGAUGAAUUUGGAUUUUAUUGUAGUAAUAUGUUCAACCAUGAUCGGAUUGUUUGAAAAUCGAUUCUCAUCUAUUUCUACAAAUCCAUUCAGAAUUCGAAAAAAAUGGAUUCGUGUUUUAUUAUAUAUUUUUGACUAUUGUGUCGCUUUUAUAACAGUAAUCCCACCAUACCUAAAAUCAAUAGAUUAUGAUUUAAUUCGACUCGAUUUUCUAGAAAAGUUUCCAUGUCCACCCAACGAAUUCUUCAGUGAUCGUUUUGGAGUUGUCAGUGACGAUGCAGCCUAUGUGACCAUUUUCAUGUCUAUUCAAUUUUGGCUUUUAGCACCACAAUUAUCAUUUUUCACACUUUACACAGUUUAUCUUCUGAUUAUUCGACCAAAUGUAUCGGUUUCAGAAUCAACAAGAAAAAUGCAGAUCACAUUUUUGAUAUCAGUUUAUUUACAGUGCAUUAUUCCAGUUACUUUUCUGGCAUAUCCAGUUUUCUAUAUUUGGUUUUCCGUAUGGACAAAAUAUUAUAGUGCAGGUAAAUCAUUAUUUGAAACAUCAUAGUCAUUUUGAAAUUCUGCUUCCGGUUUUUGAAAACAGAUGGCAAUUUUUGAAGUAGAUGUUCAAUUAAAAUCAGAAACGCAAGUUUUUUGAUGCUAAUGAUGGAAAAUCGAAUAUAAUACUUGAUAUUGCUCACUUUUUUAGCUAACAACAAUCACAUAGUUGCAAUGGUCAGCCUUCACGGAUUUCUAUCAACAUUAUGUCUUUUACUAGUUCACAAACCUUACCGCACACAUUUAAUCUCAAUAUUCAAGAUCAGAUCACACCCAACAAUUUUUGUUAGUGGAGUUAUGCCAUUCAGGUGAUUAUAUAAAUUAUAGCUAUGAAAGCUUCAAUAGUUUUGUUUCUUCUGAUUAUUUUUGAAAUAAAUGUUUUCUUUGUUAUACAUUUGUAAAUCAUUAAGAACAAGACAUUAUAAAACAAGAGAUUCUUAUAUAAAAUCACCUGUUUAUGAGCAUCAGCUUUCAAUAAUCAUCAAUCUUUAGUCACAACAAAAUUACUGUCCGUAUUUCUUAUUGUGUGAUUGUUUUAAAUCUACAAUGCAAUAUAUUUUUCUAACCUACAUAACAUCACAGAUGUUUUGAUUGUUCAGAAACCAAACUCAAACUUGACAGCUGAUUUUGAGUUGAAAUUUUCCACAAAUCAUAGUCGAAUUUAUUGAUGUUGACAAGAAAUGCAAUUUUAUGUCAUAUCUGUAUAUUCCUAGUGUUUUAUACAAACCACUCGCCCUUUUAAUGUUGUCGGUUUGUUAUAUUUGGUUUUUCGGGCACAUUAUUAUAAUGCGGGUUUUUUGGAGAAUGUGACUUCGAAAAACAAGGCUACGUAUCAAAAAUCAGCAUCUUACUUUACAUUUCCAAAUUUUUAAUAUUAAAACAAUGCAUCAUAUAACAAUCACAUAGUUGCAAUGGUCAGCCUUCACGGAUUUCUAUCAACAUAAUGCCUUUUAGAAGUUCACAAGCCAUAUCACAUUCACGCCAUCUCAAUAUUCAAAACAAGAUGACAAUCGCCCAUCAGUGGAGUUAUUCCAUCAAAAUCUCAUAAUUGAUCGUUUUCUUUUAAAUUCAAUACUUUUUGAUUUGUACUCUGUGCUUUGAUGUUUUACGUGACUAAUAGUGUUUGAAAAACAGAGAUGAAUGAUACUCUACUAAUGUGUCAAAAAGUGUGGUUUACGCUCAAAUUAGCAUAGCUAACACAAUCAGAGCAAAUUUUGAACUUGUUUUUUGCGUUAGUUCCUAGUAUCACAGCUGCAUUAUAAAGAAAAUAAACCAAUUUGCUCUUUUUUACGCUCUUCAUUAAUCUCUUGAUGUCCGAAAAUGGAAGUUGUUCCAAUAUAUCAAGAAGUUUUUUGGAUUCUCCUCAAUACCCUAUUUCUUCGAGUCAUCUCAUCACCGCGAUUUCUAUGCCUGUUUCAAUCUACGCGUUUUAUUGUAUCAUUUUUGUGACUCCAAAGAAAAUGAAAAACGUUAAAAGACAUUUGUUAAAUUUGCAUUUUUGGUGAGUAUUGAACCUAAAAUGAAAAAUUGUUUUCAAAUUUAGGACAAUGGUUUUCGAUUUGGUUUAUAAUAUGUUAAUCAUUCCGAUUCUUUUUCUUCCAACUACUGCAGUUGUUAUAAUGGGCUAUGGUUAUGAUUUUGGAAUCCCACCUAAGUUUUGUAUAUAUUUUAUACAAGCAAUAGUUUCUGUCAUUGCUGCUGCAAUUAUUGGGCUGUUUGAAAACCGUUUUUCAACAAUUACCACAAAUAAGUUUAGACUGAAGAAUAACUAUGUCAAAGCAUUUCUAUACAUUUUCAAUUACUGUGUUGCUUGUCUUACAGUCAUUCCACCUUACCUCAAAUCAAUCGAUACCAAUUCAAUUCGAUUUGAGUUUCUCCAAAUAUCCCCAUGUCCACCUCAGGAAUUUUUCACAAACCGUCUGACUGUUAUUACUGAUGAUCCAAGUUAUGUUACAAUUUUCAUGUCGAUUCAAUCAAUAAUUUUAAUACCACAAUGUGCUGUUUUCACACUAUAUACAACUUAUUUGCUAGUGUUCAAGCCUAGUCAAACAGUUUCUGAAGCAACUCGAAAAAUUCAAAUCACUUUCCUUAUUGCCGUUUAUUCCCAGUGCUUCAUACCUUUUGGUUUGCUAAUGCUUCCAGUUAUUUAUGUAUGGUUUUCUGCAUGGACAAAGUAUUAUAAUGCCGGUGAAUGUUUUUCAAUCAAAUGACUGAAAUAACAAAAAAUAAUUCAGCUUUCAACAAUCAUAUAUCAGUGAUGGUUAGUCUUCAUGGACUUUUAUCAACUUUGUGCCUUCUACUGAUUCAUAAAACAUUUCGUCAACAUUUUCUUUCCUUAUUUUGGGGUACGAAAAUAUUUCCAAUUUCUCAAUCAAGCUCAACACAACCUAGAAACUGUUAA
This is a messenger RNA of Caenorhabditis angaria, 4638 nucleotides long. The record is from the annotation of a GenBank genome assembly. NCBI's taxonomy places the organism in Eukaryota, Metazoa, Nematoda, Chromadorea, Rhabditida, Rhabditidae.